ACGACAUUACAAUUUCAGCUUACUUUGCACCUUAGUAAUCUAAGUCAGUCUCGGGUUGGCCGGGUUGUGAGUGGUCGCAUACCAAUUAACUUUUAACCAUAUUUCAAGUGCUAAAUAAAUAUAUAGUUACGUGGACUUAUAAUCUAUUAUUCGCAACCCAAUCCCCGAGUCUCAACAUUGGUGACCCCGACGAUUGAAGUGAACCGCGAUCGAUAAAGUGCAAUCAUGAACCCUUCUCCGUCACUUCCGGCCGGUGAAAACGCUUUGGCGCAGAUCACGGUGUCCAGCAGGAUACCGGACUUCUGGAAGGAGUCCCCACGCCUGUGGUUUGCCCAAUUCGAGGCGGUGGUGGCCAAUCAGAAGCUGGCCGACGAAUCACGCUAUAACUUAGUGAUAGCAAAGCUAAGCCGCGAGCACGUCGAGCAGGUCAGUGAUAUUGUAUUAACGCCUCCUGACACAAAGAAAUACGAAGCGCUUAAAACUCGACUUCUCGUUGUUUAUGAGGAGUCUGAAGUUCGACAGGUCCAGAAGCUACUGAAGGAACUGGAGCUAGGCGACCAGAAACCCUCCCAACUACUCAGGAGGAUGCGAGAUCUGGCAAAGAAAAAAUUCAAUGAUGAAACAUUAAAUAUGCUGUGGAUGGGGCAUCUACCAUCAGCAGUACAGGCAAUUCUGACGGUGAGUGAAGUGAAAGAUCUAGAGAAACUGGCUGGCAUGGCAGAUAAGGUAGUCGAAACGACCCGAUUUGCUGAGAUCCAGGAGCUGUCAUGUAUGCGGAGCAGUGCCGUACCCAGUUCAUCAGCCACGCAGGCUACCCUCGUUGAGCAGAUAGCUCAGCUCACGCGGCGCUUGGACAACAUGGAGACGUCGAGGUCAAGAGGCAGGUCAGUUGGUCGUAACGGAUGGAAGAGUCAUCGCUCUGCGUCACGAAGUCGCGACCGGUCUGAACGCGUAAGGAGAGGAGACCCUAACUGGAUGUGCUUCUACCACUUCCGGUACAAAGGAAAGGCCAACAAGUGCAUUCAGCCUUGCGCAUGGCAGAAGCAGCAGGAGUCAGAAGCAGGAAAAAACUAGAUUCGGUGCAGCCAGAGGCGAGCAGCUGUACCGGUAUAAUCAGCAAACGCCUGUGUAUUAGAGAUAAAAAAAGUGGACUAAAAUUUUUGGUGGAUACCGGUGCUAACGUAUCUGUGUUACCUGUGUCGAAGUAUAACCAUUUCGCGAGUGAUUGUAGUGAAUAUAAGCUAUAUGCAGCAAAUGGUAGUGUGAUAAAGACAUUCGGUACAAAAACAAUGAUAUUGGACUUUUGUUUACGUCGACCGUAUAAAUGGACAUUUAUUAUAGCGGAGGUAACGCAACCAAUAUUAGGAGCAGAUUUCUUGGCUCACCACGGUUUGAUUGUGGAUUUAUCUUCCUCUAGGUUAAUUGAUGAUUUGACAAAAUUGAAAUCUAUUGCCAGUAUAGUGGAGGUGGAUCAACCCACCGUGACAACAGUGGAGGAUACGCACCCAUUUCAUGAUUUGUUAUGUAAGUACGUAAAUAUUACUAAACCGGCAUCGUAUAAGGAAGUACCUACACACGGUGUUUUUCACCACAUCGAAACAACUGGACCUCCAGUAUACGCUCGAGCUAGACCGUUACCACCAUCUAGAUAUAAGAAAGUACAAGAGGAGUUUCGUUUUAUGCAGGAAACAGGUAUAUGUAGGCCUUCAAAGAGCCCUUGGGCCAGUCCACUUCAUGUGGUACCCAAGAAAAAUGGGGAGUUACGUCCAUGUGGGGAUUAUAGGAAACUAAACUCUAUUACCAAGCCGGACAGAUACCCGAUACCUCGUUUAUCUGACUUUACGUACAUACUAACGGGUAAGAAAGUAUUUUCUAAGAUUGAUAUAAAUAGGGCUUAUCACUGUAUUAGCACUGCACCAGAAGAUAUAGAGAAAACUGCAAUAAUCACGCCGUUUGGUUUGUUUGAAUUCCCGCGCAUGACGUUUGGGUUGCGUAACGCCGCGCAAACGUUCCAGCGAUUCAUGCACCAUACUGUUUUUCAGGAUCUGGACGUUGAUUGUAAAAAUAGUAUCUUUUCCUAUAUCGAUGACGUCAUUUUAGCAUCGCCUGACGAAGCUACACAUCGUAAGCAUCUAGAGUCAUUAUUUAAGCAGUUCGAAAGGUAUAAUCUUACUAUAAAUAUGACAAAAUGUGUGUUUGGAAAGGCAGAGAUAGAUUUUUUAGGCUAUCAUGUCACAUCAGAUGGGAUUCGUCCACUGGAUGAUAAAGUUAAAGCCGUUAACGAAUUUCCGCGGCCCAACAACAUCGAUGAAUUGCGACGAUUUUUGGGCAUGGUUAAUUUUUAUAGGUCUCAUAUACCAAAUGCAGUUUCAUCUCAAUCGAUACUUACUAGUUUCAUUCAUGGCUCUAAAAAGAAGGACAAAACACCUAUUGCUUGGACGCCAGACGCUGAGCUAGCAUUUGAGGAAUGUAAGGCGAGCUUGUGCGAUGCGGUCAUGCUGUCUCACCCGGUAGCGGAUGCACCGCUCGCACUUAUGACCGACUGUUCGGACACCUGCGUGGGUGCAGUGUUGCAACAACGUGUUGAUAACGCUUGGUUACCUUUAGGUUACUUCUCAAAAAGUUUGUCUAAGACGGAACGGAAGUAUAGCACGUAUGAUAGAGAGUUGUUAGGUAUCUACUUAGCCAUUCGUCAUUUUCGGAAUAUGGUCGAGGGACGAAUGCUGACAGUUUAUACAGAUCAUAAACCUAUUACGUUCGCGUUUAGUAAAAUAAAUAGCGAGAAAGAGUUACCUAGACGUACACGUCACCUAAUGUUUAUCAGUGAGUUCACCACAGAUAUCAGACAUGUGAGUGGGCAAGACAAUGUUGUUGCGGACACGUUAUCACGCGUCGCAACUAUUAGCUGUCCCACGGUUAUAGACUACGAGGAACUCGCUAGGGAACAACAACAAGAUACCUAUAUCGUACAAGUGUUGAAUUCUGAUGACACUGACGUUGCAGUUAAAAAAAUAAUACUACCUGGUAGUAGUUCAUUUAUUUUUUGCAAUAUUAGUAAUGACAGAAUUAGACCGUACUUACCUGAGAAGUUUCGACGUAUAGCUUUUGAUACAGUACAUAAUUUAAGUCACCCUGGAACCAGGACUACACGAAAAUUGGUACAAGAUCGUUUUUAUUGGCCAAGUAUGAAUCGCGAUGUUAGUCAAUGGACUAAGACAUGUAUUCAAUGUCAGCGAUCAAAGGUCAACCGACAUACGAUGUCAGCUUUGGGAUCGUUUCCCCAGUGUGACAGAUUCGAACACAUUCACGUAGAUUUAGUAGGACCUCUACCGAUUUCACCAGAUGGGUUCAGAUAUUGUCUUACUAUAAUAGAUAGAGGAACGCGGUGGCCAGAAUGUUUUCCUACAAAAGAUAUAACUGCUGAAACUGUUGCACGAGUUAUUCAUGAUAACUGGGUAUGUAGAUUUGGCAGCCCUAGGUUCCUGACUUCCGACCAGGGCCGGCAAUUUGAAAGCAAUUUAUUCAGUGAACUUAUGAAAUUAUUAGGCAUAAAAAAACUACGUACAACACCCUACCACCCACAGAGCAACGGGGCGGUAGAGCGCUGGCACAGAUCGCUUAAAGCUGCGUUGACUGCUCGCUUAUGUAAUGCACCAUCAUCAUGGGUGUCGGAAUUACCUACGGUGUUACUAGGGCUUAGGACAGCGGUGAGGAGCGAUAACGGGAUAAGCGCAGCGGAAUUGACUUACGGAACUACUUUGCGUUUACCUGCAGAUUAUUAUGAUACUAAGUCGAACUUAAAUAUUGAUAGCAGUAAUGAGUACGUAUGGAAAUUAAGAGAUAAUAUAAGGAAAUUUCGUUCUAUGGCAAUUAGGGAAAAUAAAAAUGGUAAUAUAUUUAUACAUCCUGAUUUAGAGACUUGCAGUCACGUUUUUAUACGAAACGACGCUGUUCGUAGGCCUUUACAGCCUACGUACGAUGGUCCUUUUCGUGUGUUGGAUAGAAAUAGGAAGGUAUAUUACAUUCAAAUGUCAAAUAGAAAAGUUCAUAUUUCUAUAGACCGUUUAAAACCAGCAUAUUGCUUGAGUGAACGUAACGACGAAUCUUCAACGACGGACACUGAGGUUCCUAAUCACGAUUCUCCUGUCACUUGUACCACGCGCAGUGGAAGAGUAACAAGAGUACCUAUACGAUUCAGGUGAAGUUAUUUAGGUACUUAUUGUAGGUAUUUUUUUAGGUACUUUUUUUUUGUAGAUGAUAAGUAUGUCAACUAAAUUUAAUUAAUAUAAGUAAUAAGAAUACCUUGUAUUUGUAUUUCAUAUUUGUAUUUUUGAUGAUAUUCGAUUAUAUUGUUAUAACAUGCACUAUCUUACUAAGAAUUUUAGUUUUAUUAUUUCGUCCAGUGAAAGCUACGAUAAUAUUAAGCGACGCGAUAUACCUUUAAUUUAGUUAACAAUCAAUGUAACAGCUAGCAUAGCUACGUAUCGCUUAGUAGUAUGAUAGCACCUUUACAGUUAGAAUAAGUAGGUUGCGUAUAAGCAUUAAUACACUUUAUAUACAUAAGUCUUUGCAAAUAUUUUUAUUGUAUCACGGAUUGAUUACUCGCAGUACUUAUUGUCCAAAUUAACAAUACCUAUACAAUGGGUAAAUCAUACAGCAAGUCAGAGGAAAUUAUCAUCGCCCAAAAUGGCGCGAAUAAUGCUAGUAAUAGCUCAUUAGAGCAGAAGAUAGAAGUAUAUGGCACAGUGGUGGCAAGUUUUCUUGUAUUGUUUUUAUUAUGUGCUACGUGUCUCUUGUGCAAAAAGUGUAAAAAAGGAGUGAAAACCUGGGCUCGAAAGGAGUUCAUUACUGCAAUUUCAUUAGAUCAAUUGGACAAAACUGCUAGGCAACAAACAGCUGCCAACGCGCAGUACGCAUGAACAGUGUAUCUACAUCCUUAUCUAAUGUUACUGUUUCUUCUUACUUAGUAUUAUAUGUGUUUGUAACUUGAUCUUCAUGUUAAUGUAUUUACAUGUCUUGUAUGUGUGCGACCACGACGGCAACCUGUGUGUUUAAAAUUUAUUAGUAGGUAUUACAGAUCAUUUGUAACUUUGUUCCAAAAUGUUUGACAUAUUUUUUUCAAAAAAGGGGAGGAAUGAUGUAGGGACGACAUUACAAUUUCAGCUUACUUUGCACCUUAGUAAUCUAAGUCAGUCUCGGGUUGGCCGGGUUGUGAGUGGUCGCAUACCAAUUAACUUUUAACCAUAUUUCAAGUGCUAAAUAAAUAUAUAGUUACGUGGA
Molecule: messenger RNA, 5280 nt
Organism: Plutella xylostella (diamondback moth)
Lineage: Eukaryota; Metazoa; Arthropoda; Insecta; Lepidoptera; Plutellidae
Source: RefSeq, a predicted model, not a curated record